AUGACGACAUUCGCCUCCAUCAGCGCGUGUUGUGUGUUGCUAGGGAGGGAAUACACCAAAAGAUUGGACAUGGAACCUUCGACCGACCGCAACUACUUUCGCCUGGUCGCUCUGAAUGAGGCCGACACCGGGCUCAAUGUUUUCGACAAGUUCGUGUCUGGCCGGGGUCUUCAACCUGACAAAAGCACUCGCGGUUCAGAAUUCGUUUGA
Molecule: messenger RNA, 210 nt
Organism: Fonsecaea multimorphosa CBS 102226
Lineage: Eukaryota; Fungi; Ascomycota; Eurotiomycetes; Chaetothyriales; Herpotrichiellaceae
Exons: 1
Coding region: 1-210 (69 amino acids)
Source: RefSeq, a predicted model, not a curated record